ACAUCCACCCGCUGCUCGGCCUGAAAAGGCAGGGGGGAGACGGAGGGGAAGCAGAGAACGCGAGCGAGGCAGCAGCCCGCAGCCCGCCCCCAGCACAUCCUCAGACGCGCAGACACUCGGCAAGGCGCUAGGCGAGGUGGAGGUGAGGGCGGGCGCGAGCGAACUCGGAGAGGGGCUCGCUCGCUCCCAGGCGAUCCCAGCCGGCGCCGCCGCCGCCGCCGCAGCAGCAGCCGCCGCAGCAGCAGCUUCCUUCCUCAGACUCCCCUCUUGAGGCUGGCCAAGCGGGUGUAGCCUUUGGGGGAGGCUCCCGCUAGAGGAACCCGGUGAGGGCAAGAGCUGGGCGGCCGCCUCCCGCUCGGGCCGUCGGGUGGUCUGUGCCUCCACCAGCGUGUCGGUCCCGAGUGCCGGGGGAUGUGUGUCAGUUUACGCCUCUGAGAUCACACAGCUGCCUGGGGGCCGUGUGAUGCCCAAGGCAAGUCUUGGCUUUUAUUUUUAUUAUAUUUUCCUUUUUUUUUUUUAUGCUUGGCUUACGGGAAAUACUCGUGAUGUUGUAGGAUAAAGGAAAUGAUACUUUGAGGAACUGGAGAGGGCAUAGAUGCGUUUUGUUUUUAAGAGAGGAAACCCGUCCUCUCUUCCCGGCUUGCUCCCUCUUUGCUGAUUUGAAGAGCUACCCUCCUCCUGGUGAGGUGGGGAUCCAGCAAGGAUAAAGGUGAAGACGGGCCGCCAGGACCCAGGAGGGAAACACUGACCAGUAGAAACCUUUGCAGAGGACACUGUAAGGAAGAACAUAAGAGCGAGAAAAAUACAAAGACUUGUAAUUAAACAAGAAAUCUACAAAAACAGCUCUGGAGAAAGCUUCCUUCUCCAAAAUGGAUAUGUUUCCUCUCACCUGGAUUUUCUUAGCUCUCUACUUUUCAGGACAUGAAGUGAGAGGCCAACCAGACCAACCCUGUGGAGGUCGUUUGAAUUCCAAAGACGCUGGCUAUAUCACCUCCCCGGGGUACCCCCAGGAUUAUCCAUCCCACCAGAACUGUGAGUGGAUUGUUUAUGCCCCCGAACCCAACCAGAAGAUUGUCCUCAACUUCAACCCUCACUUCGAAAUCGAGAAGCACGACUGCAAGUAUGACUUCAUUGAGAUUCGGGACGGGGACAGCGAAUCCGCAGACCUCCUGGGAAAACACUGUGGGAACAUCGCCCCACCCACCAUUAUCUCUUCGGGCUCGGUCCUCUACAUCAAGUUCACCUCCGACUACGCCCGGCAGGGGGCAGGCUUCUCCCUCCGCUAUGAGAUCUUCAAGACAGGCUCCGAAGAUUGUUCAAAGAACUUCACCAGCCCCAACGGGACCAUCGAGUCCCCCGGGUUUCCCGAGAAGUACCCACACAACUUGGACUGCACCUUCACCAUCCUGGCCAAACCCAAGAUGGAGAUCAUCCUGCAGUUCCUGACCUUUGACCUGGAGCACGACCCUUUGCAGGUGGGAGAGGGAGACUGCAAAUACGAUUGGCUGGACAUCUGGGAUGGCGUCCCCCAUGUCGGACCCCUGAUUGGCAAGUACUGUGGGACCAAAACACCUUCUGAACUCCGUUCGGCCACUGGGAUCCUCUCUCUGACCUUUCACACGGACAUGGCAGUGGCCAAGGAUGGCUUCUCUGCACGUUACUACCUGGUUCACCAAGAGCCGCUAGAGAACUUUCAGUGCAAUGUCCCUCUGGGAAUGGAGUCUGGCCGGAUUGCUAAUGAACAGAUCAGUGCCUCGUCUACCUACUCUGAUGGGAGGUGGACACCUCACCAAAGCCGGCUCCAUGGCGAUGACAACGGCUGGACACCCAACUUGGAUUCCAGCAAGGAGUAUCUCCAGGUGGACCUACGUUUUCUAACCGUGCUCACGGCCAUUGCGACGCAGGGAGCGAUUUCCAGGGAAACCCAGAAUGGCUACUAUGUCAAAUCCUACAAGCUGGAAGUGAGCACUAAUGGUGAAGACUGGAUGGUGUACCGGCACGGCAAGAACCACAAGGUCUUCCAAGCCAACAACGAUGCCACGGAGGUGGUUCUGAACAAGCUGCACUCACCGCUGCUGACACGCUUCGUCAGGGUCCGUCCACAGACCUGGCACUCGGGCAUCGCCCUCCGCCUGGAGCUCUUCGGCUGCCGGGUCACAGACGCCCCCUGCUCCGACAUGCUGGGGAUGCUCUCGGGCCUCAUUGCCGACUCCCAGAUCUCUGCUUCCUCUACCCGCGAGUACCUCUGGAGCCCCAGUGCUGCCCGUCUGGUCAGCAGCCGCUCAGGCUGGUUCCCUCGGAUCCCUCAGGCCCAGCCGGGCGAGGAAUGGCUCCAGGUAGACCUGGGAGCGCCCAAGACCGUGAAAGGCGUCAUCAUCCAGGGAGCCCGCGGAGGAGACAGCAUCACCGCCGUGGAAGCCAGGGCGUUUGUGCGCAAGUUCAAAGUCGCCUACAGCCUAAAUGGCAAAGACUGGGAGCACAUCCAGGACCCCAGGACCCAGCAGCCGAAGCUGUUUGAAGGGAACAUGCACUACGACACCCCUGACAUCCGGAGGUUUGACCCUGUCCUGGCGCAGUACGUGCGGGUGUACCCUGAGAGGUGGUCCCCUGCGGGCAUUGGGAUGCGACUGGAGGUGCUGGGCUGUGACUGGACAGACUCAAAGCCAACGGUUGAGACACUGGGACCCACCGUGAAGAGCGAAGAGACCACCACCCCGUACCCCAUUGACGAGGAGGCCACGGAGUGCGGGGAGAACUGCAGCUUUGAGGAUGACAAAGAUUUGCAGCUCCCUUCAGGCUUCAACUGCAACUUUGAUUUCCCCGAGGAGCCCUGUGGUUGGAUGUACGACCGUGCCAAGUGGCUCCAAAGCACCUGGACCGGCAGCUCCGGGCCCAGCGACCGGACGUUUCCAGAUGACAGGAGUUUCUUGCGGCUGCAGAGUGAUGGCGGGAGAGAGGGCCAGUACGCGCGGCUCAUCAGCCCACCCGUCCACCUGCCGCGGAGCCCCGUGUGCAUGGAGUUCCAGUACCAAGCCACGGGAGGCCGCGGGGUGGCGCUGCAGGUAGUGCGCGAAGCCAGCCAGGAGAGCAAGCUCCUCUGGGUCAUCCGCGAGGACCAGGGCGGCGAGUGGAAACACGGGCGGAUCAUCUUGCCCAGCUAUGACAUGGAGUACCAGAUCGUGUUCGAGGGAGUUAUAGGAAAAGGACGUUCGGGAGAAAUUGCCAUUGAUGACAUUCGGAUAAGCACCGAUGUCCCGCUGGAGAACUGUAUGGAACCCAUCUCAGCUUUUGCAGGUGAGAAUUUUAAAGUGGACAUCCCAGAAAUACAUGGGAGGGAGGGCUACGAGGAUGAAAUUGAUGAUGAGUACGAGGUGGACUGGAGCAACUCUUCUUCCCCUACCUCCGGGUCUGGGGCUCCUCUGGCUGACAAAGAAAAGAGCUGGCUCUACACCCUGGAUCCCAUCCUCAUUACCAUCAUCGCCAUGAGUUCGCUGGGCGUCCUCCUGGGGGCCACGUGUGCAGGGCUGCUGCUCUACUGCACGUGUUCCUAUUCAGGCCUGAGCUCCCGCAGCUGCACCACGCUGGAGAACUACAACUUUGAGCUCUACGAUGGCCUCAAGCACAAGGUCAAGAUGAACCACCAGAAAUGCUGCUCAGAGGCCUGACGGAUUUGCACCCAAAUCGCAUCUGACGUCUCAUUCCAGCAAGAGGGGCUAGUGAAGAUGACAAUUUUUUUUCCUUUGGAAACUGAAUGCCAUAAUCUUGAUCCAACCGAUCCAGAAUACUGAAGGUGUGGACAGAACAGACAGGCAAGUCGAGGGAGGAGGGGAGAUGCAGCCUUUCAGGGGGUUGUGACCCACCUAGGACCAUGUGGCUGAAUCAUUGCUGGGAUAAAGACAGGAGCUCAUCUCUUUGGGGGUCACAGUUCUAUUUUGUUUGUGAGUUUGUUAUUAUUAUAUUUCUUUGGUCUAUGAGCAACUCAAGAGGCAGAAGAGAAUGACUUUUCCGGUAUAGAGCAGAGCAGGGAUCAAUAGUCUCUGCUUUCUCUUUCUAAUCAACACUUGGAAAGCAAAGGGUCUUUUCAGACUUUCCAUCUCUAGAAAAACAAAUUCCAAAACAAAGCCGUUCAGUUUAGCCCAUCCUCUGAUCGUCUUAUGACUUCCGGGAUUUGCUGUGGUAUAGCUUCUGCCAGCCAACUUGACAAGCUGCCGUUUCCUGUCCUAGCAUUUCAGUAGGAUGUUGUUGCCUUUAACUUUUUUUAUCCAGGGGAAAAUUGCCAUUUGAGGGUCAGCAUGAACAGCUCUUUCUUACAUGAGAUUUAAAACAAACCAGAAAGGAAACUUCACACGUCAAAAUCCAUAGACGCGCCUCCGUGUUAGAAGCGGACAAGCCUUAACGUGCUUUGUGAAUAGGAGCCAUUCAUUCAAUCUAGACCCAGAAUUUGUGGCUGUGAGGCUACUUUGUGGGGCCUCUGGGGGUGGUUUUGCUUUUCCUUUUCCUUCCUCCUUGUUCUUCUAAACAUACACACAUGCACACAUACACACAUGCACCAUACGCACACACACACAAGCACGCACACAUAUACACACAUGCACUCAUGUGUCAGGUCUCUAAGCCCCAGGAAACAGCAUUAUCUGAUAUUCUCUGAGAUGGGGCUGGGGAAAUAUAGGCUACUAGUAUGUUUCUCCAUCAGUGAGAUGUAACUGGCGACCACUGGCCGGAAAGGAGAACAGUGGAAAGAGCAAAACAAGUCCAUCCUCUGGGAUUAUGCAAAGGCUGAGAGGACCGUAAGAGACGUUGUGAUAAAUCCGUCUCUCCGACAGGCUGGUAAACACUGACUUCUCCUUGGGAUGACAGCCACCACCUCAACCUUUCAGAAGCAUCAGAACUAGGAUGUCCGUGAGCUGGUUGUGACCAGAAGUCUGCAAGCACUACGGACCAAAAUGCUAAUUCUGCUUCAACCCCAGAGAGACCUAUGUUCUUACACACACACACACACACACACACACACAUUUAUGUAUUUUUUUAUUAAGUGCCUUGAAAGAAAAUGAAGAAAACGUAUUUUCCUUCUACGUAGAAAUCAGUGAAUACCAUACAAGCUAAGGCAUUCCUCUGUUCCUCCUCCCUGACCCAGCGGCUCCACGCCCAGUUUCCCCCGCAUAGCUGAUCCUCCUGAUGGAGUAAGCCCUGCCACCCGAGUGCUAGUCAUAGCCCUAGAUGACUCUCAACUGCUCUAGAAGGGGAGGCAUCUGGAAUUGCAUGAAACCGUGUGAAGGAUAAGAUUGUCCAUGUCAGGAUCCAAAUCUUGACUUUGUAGUAACGCCUAAGGAUUGCCUGCGUGCUGGAAAUACAUUUGAAACCCAGACAGUGUGCCCAGCCUAUUGCUUAUCAGUGGUUAAACUGUCGGACCAUUUUUGCUGCUAUGGUCACCCACAAUUUCAUUUGUCUCAUACCCGGGUGAAAGGGGAAGGUUCACCUGGCUGGUUCCUUUACAUGAUAACUUAUGGAAAUGCUAGUUCAGGUGGUAAUGUCACAGUGUUCUGUAUGCAGAGAGGGAGAGUUCAUGCCGACAGCUAUUUAUUCAUAUGUGUGUGUGUCUUUGCCAGCCCUUGAGUUCUCUGUAUCUACUGUGUAUGUGAAUGGUCACGUGGGACUCAGUGAUGUUGUUGUGACAUUGACCUAGGGCCCGAGAGUCACCGCUGAUCUCGGCACUCAUUGGCACAGUGGUAGUUAGAGGUGAAAAGUAAAGCUGUCAAGCCCAAGGACUUAGCUUCAGGGCCCCCCUGAGCUGGGCGUGCGGCAGAAGCAAGUUCUUAAUUAGCCCACCUUCCUCUUCGGCUUUCCGUGUAACUCAGUGUUCAGGAAGCUAGCAAGCCCGGGGGUUCCGGAGUUAGCCUGCAGAAGAAGAGAGUUCAAAAGCUAACACGGGGUGGGGUGAGGGGUACUUCCCUUGUGGUCCAGUGGUUAAGACUCGGCACUUCCACAGCAGGGGGCGCGGAUUCAACCCCUGGUCGGGGAACUCAGAUCCCACAUGCGGCGUGGAGCAGUCACACACACACACGCACACGCGCACACACACACACACACACACACGCACACACACAAAGCCGACGCCGGAGGUCCUGGCCCUCUCAUGUCCCUUGGGCCAUUGUACAACUCCCCAAAGACCAGCCCCACCUCUGGCCUGCAGUUCACCUGUAAGUUAUGUACAACUCGACCUGCAUUCGUCUAAAGUCCUGUCUCCAUCCUCACCAUUGGCUGGUUUGAGGCCCCGCGUGGGCUCUAAAUGCUGAACAAAAGCAGGGCAUCCAGGGCUAUGUGUAGAUACCUCACCAGCACUGGAGGCUGGUCUGCUGGAAGACAGAAGGACAGUGGGGCCUGAUUAUAACCUGACCAGGGGACACCCCGGUGCAUUUGUUGUCUCUAUCUGCAAGUAGGCUAGCUGACCCCUCUCCUUGAGUCCUUCCCUUUGGGAAACCUACUCACAGUACUGAUCUCCUUUUUUGCCUUGUACUGAAUGACACAUUACCUCCACGCUCUUCCGGACUAGGCGGUCAGCAGGGCCACAGGGCUGCUUCCUCUCUUAGGUGGAAGUGGGGAGUUGACAGGGAUGAGAGUCCGAGGAAUGAGCAUGAAUGGCAAGAAAACAAGGGAAAAAGUUAAACUGUCACACAGAAGGUUAACUUUUCCAAGGUCUGCAGUUAAAGGUAUUUGACCGUUCGCUGGCUGAGCCAGACCAAGGGAACUUGAGAGCUUCUACUGUGAUUCGUCAAUGUAAGAAAUAAACAACCAUGUCAAACUGUGUUUAUAUGAUUUGUAUAAAGCCUUUUUAAGAUUACUAUUUAAAUAAACAUUAUA
This is a messenger RNA of Globicephala melas (long-finned pilot whale), 6858 nucleotides long. It is a transcript of the gene NRP2, whose product is annotated as neuropilin 2. Lineage: Eukaryota; Metazoa; Chordata; Mammalia; Artiodactyla; Delphinidae. The record is from RefSeq and is a predicted model, not a curated record. Gene Ontology annotation, molecular function: vascular endothelial growth factor receptor activity; semaphorin receptor activity. Gene Ontology annotation, cellular component: axon; plasma membrane; glutamatergic synapse. Gene Ontology annotation, biological process: axon guidance; angiogenesis; vascular endothelial growth factor signaling pathway.